Molecule: messenger RNA, 189 nt
Organism: Dibothriocephalus latus
Lineage: Eukaryota; Metazoa; Platyhelminthes; Cestoda; Diphyllobothriidea; Diphyllobothriidae
Source: the annotation of a GenBank genome assembly
AUGGCCGCAGAAGAUCCCAGUCCACCCAACUGCGUGCCCAAAAUCGAGGUAAAUACCGACGUCGAUCGGCUGGCAAUGCGCCCCCCUAACCCCUUCCAUCCUGGGGAUGAUUUCUUCAUCUGGGAGUGCCGGACUCGGAAAGAACUUAAACGAUUGUUCGAUCGUCAACAGCCCCCGGCGUUGGCGCUG